This is a messenger RNA of Ricinus communis (castor bean), 652 nucleotides long. RefSeq names its product 60S ribosomal protein L36-2. Gene Ontology annotation, molecular function: structural constituent of ribosome. The record is from RefSeq and is a predicted model, not a curated record. The coding region runs from base 158 to 490 and encodes 110 amino acids. The transcript is spliced from 4 exons. NCBI's taxonomy places the organism in Eukaryota, Viridiplantae, Streptophyta, Magnoliopsida, Malpighiales, Euphorbiaceae. Gene Ontology annotation, cellular component: ribosome; cytosolic large ribosomal subunit. Gene Ontology annotation, biological process: cytoplasmic translation.
AAAAAUCAGACGGCCAAAUCGUAAUUACCCCUCCUUUAAAUUGUCCAACCAUCAACUUAGAACCCUAGGGCUCUUUGCCGCAGUCUCUUUUGGGUAGCCUGUUUUCUCGCAGUUUAGCUCCGAGGUUUUGCGAAAAUCUUCGUGGAGCUUUUCGGUAAUGGCAUCAAAACAGCCUAAUUCUGGCCUCUUUGUGGGUCUAAAUAAAGGACAUAAAGUGACAAAGAAGGAGUUGGCUCCUCGUCCUUCUGACAGAAAAGGGAAAACUAGCAAGAGAGUUAGUUUUGUCAGGGGCCUCAUCAGGGAGGUAGCUGGCUUUGCUCCUUAUGAGAAGAGGAUCACAGAGCUUCUAAAGGUUGGCAAAGAUAAGCGCGCACUAAAGGUGGCGAAGAGAAAGCUAGGUACUCAUAAAAGAGCCAAGAAGAAGCGUGAGGAGAUGUCUUCUGUCCUUCGGAAGAUGAGAGCUGGUGGAGGUGGAGAGAAAAAGAAAUGAGUAUUUAGCCCAGAUAUCAUUCUUCUUGAAGUUUCGAUGCAACAUUUGGGGGUGAUAAUUUGUUGGUGCCUGUUGUCGUUUUGAAAUUUUGCCGGUGAUUUAGUUUGUAAUCAGAACAAAUAUUUGCUUAUACAAUUACAUCAACCAUUGAGCUUUCUUUGA